AUGGCGGAAGAUGAACCUCGCGCCAAGCGCUCGCGCUUCGAUCAGACUGAGCCCGAACCUCGACGUUCCCGAUUUGAUCGCCGCUCACGGUCUCCUUCGAACCGACAAUCGGAAUCGACCAGAACCCGCAGUCCACUGAGUCGCCCACUGAGUGGUGAGCCUCGCAGCCCUGGCUCAGGUGCAGCGCAAUCAACCGUUUCGGAUCCGGCCGCUGCUGCAGCCGCUGCGGCAGCCAAGAUUAAUGCGCAGCUGCAGGCUAAGAAAGGAAUCCAGCAUGUCGAUGUCCCUCCUAUCCGCUCGACCGAAGGCCAGGCCGACGAAAAUGGAUCGCCCAAUGCAGAGGGCGCAGCCAAGUUGAACGCCGAGAUUUACGUUGCAGAUGGCGAUUACAUCAAGGACAUCGAGAUCAAUGAUCUGCGGAAUCGCUACACCCUGACCAAGGGAUCCACUCAGAAGAUGAUUAAGGAUGAGACUGGCGCCGAUGUUACCACGCGCGGCAAUUACUACCCUGACAAGAACAUGGCCACGGCCGCGAAUCCCCCGCUCUAUCUUCACGUCACCAGCACCAACAAGGAUGGCCUUGAAAAGGCGGUUGCUAUUAUUGACGACUUGAUGCAGAAGGAACUUCCCAACCUGGUCGAUGAACGCCGAUUCCGUCGCCGGGAGCCUGAGCAGGUUGAACGGGAUGAGUAUGGUCGUCGUAAAUGGCCUGAUGAGCGCAUUCCUAUCGACCUUGAGCCCGUGCCCGGCUUCAAUCUGCGUGCCCAGGUCGUUGGCCAGGGUGGUGCCUACGUAAAGCACAUCCAGCAACAGACACGAUGCCGUGUCCAGAUCAAGGGCCGUGGUUCGGGCUUUAUUGAGUCCAGCACUGGCCGCGAGAGUGAUGAGGCCAUGUUCUUACAUGUUGCGGGACCUGAUGCCAACGAUGUUCAACAGGCGAAGGAGCUUUGCGAAGAUCUCCUGGCCAAUGUUAAGGAACAGUACCAGCGCUUCAAGGAAAACCCACCCCAACACAACUACGGCGGAUACGGCCGCGGCGGAGACCGUGGAGACCGCUACCACGGUGGUGGCGGUAGAGGUGGGUAUGGUGGCGGCUACGAGAAUCGUCAAUCUCAACAGAAUAGCUCAUCUGCUAGUCCCUCAGGCCAAGCAACCCCUGGCUCUGCCGGUGCUGCCGGAACCCCUGCCGCUGAUUAUAGUGCCCAGUAUGCCCAAUACUAUGGCGCCGAUCCCUAUGCGGCAUACGGUGGAUAUCAGAACUACGUGGCCUACUAUCAGUACUACAUGGCUGCCCAGCAACAGCAGCAGGCCCAGGAGGGCGCCGCUCCGCCUCCUCCCCCUGCCGGCGAAGCACCACCACCGCCCCCUGGAUCCGGAUCUCCCCCUCCCCCACCUCCCGGCGGUCCUCCUGGGGGCAAUGGAUACAGCGCGGUCCCCCCACCCCCUGGCUUGUAA
Messenger RNA from Penicillium antarcticum, 1455 nucleotides. Its product is annotated as KH domain-containing protein. The record is from RefSeq and is a predicted model, not a curated record. The coding region runs from base 1 to 1455 and encodes 484 amino acids. The transcript has 9 exons. Gene Ontology annotation, molecular function: RNA binding. Lineage: Eukaryota; Fungi; Ascomycota; Eurotiomycetes; Eurotiales; Aspergillaceae. Gene Ontology annotation, cellular component: nucleus.